This is a messenger RNA of Capronia coronata CBS 617.96, 834 nucleotides long. RefSeq lists its product as uncharacterized. NCBI's taxonomy places the organism in Eukaryota, Fungi, Ascomycota, Eurotiomycetes, Chaetothyriales, Herpotrichiellaceae. Gene Ontology annotation, cellular component: cytoplasm. Bases 1 to 834 code for a protein of 277 amino acids. The transcript has 2 exons. Gene Ontology annotation, molecular function: glutathione transferase activity. The record is from RefSeq and is a predicted model, not a curated record.
AUGACUGCGUCUCAUCCUGAUGCAGACGUCUACCCACGGGCCACAGGCCCUGCUGCCAGCAUCGUCGCUGAACACCAGAAGAACGCCCCCGUCACGUUGUACUCUGGGUGGUUUUGUCCUUUUGUGCAAAGGGUCUGGAUCACGCUCGAGGAGAAGAAGAUCCCCUACAAAUAUAUUGAGAUCAAUCCUUAUCAUAAGGACCCGAGCUUUCUGAAGCUCAAUCCACGAGGACUUGUGCCAACCUUGGGUGCGCCACAAAAGGACGGAUCGCAGAAGCCAUUGAUCGAAUCCAAUAUCAUAUCGGAAUACUUGGACGAAUCAUUCCCUGAUCAGAUGCCACUCUUCCCCAAGGAUCCCUACGAAAAGGCUCGCAUGAAGAUCUGGAUUGACCAUGUUACCAGUAGAGUCCUUCCCACUUUUCACCGGUUCCUGCAGCACACCGACAAGAGCCCUUACCCCAUUGAGCAGGCGAGGGAUGAAUUCUUAUACGCCCUCAAGACCUGGAUCAGGGAAGCCAAUCCCGACGGCCCCUUCUUUCUCGGCAAGGCUUUCAGCUAUGCGGAUGUCUGCCUGGCCCCGUGGGCUGUCAGACUGUGGGUAUUCGAUCACUUCAAAAAGGGCGGGCUUGGUAUUCCACCUGUUGGUGAAGGACGUGAAGACGACGAAUUGUGGAAUCGAUGGCGCACGUGGAUCCAAGCUGUCGAGUCACGGAAAUCAGUGACAGAGACACUGAGCGACCGCGAAGAAUAUCUGCCGAUCUAUCAGCGUUAUGCCGAAGACAGAGCGCAAAGCGAGUUGGCCAAGGCCACGAGGGAAGGCAGAGGCGUGCCGUAA